Messenger RNA from Drosophila sulfurigaster albostrigata, 1175 nucleotides. It is a transcript of the gene Paip2, whose product is annotated as polyadenylate-binding protein-interacting protein 2. NCBI's taxonomy places the organism in Eukaryota, Metazoa, Arthropoda, Insecta, Diptera, Drosophilidae. The transcript is spliced from 4 exons. Gene Ontology annotation, biological process: negative regulation of translational initiation. Gene Ontology annotation, molecular function: mRNA regulatory element binding translation repressor activity. Gene Ontology annotation, cellular component: cytoplasm. The coding region runs from base 236 to 610 and encodes 124 amino acids. The record is from RefSeq and is a predicted model, not a curated record.
CAUUUUCGAUUCGUUUGCUUGACGUUAAUGGACGUGUUUCCGCACCACAGCAUUUGAAUUGGUUUCGCAAUAGAAAAAUUUUCGUGUUUUCUAUCUGGAUGCAAACAUAAAUUGUCAGUGUUUUUUUUGCCCCUUUAAUACGUUUGCAAAUACAAAAUUCUCAGUGGAAUAUAAGCAAUCCAGAACAAUAGACUUCAAUUUUUGCAGCGCAUCAAGCUAAUUUUCAAACACUAUCAUGUUAUUAAAAGUGCCAUCUGUUGACUGGACGGAUCAAAUAGUUUAUGUGGUGGACGACGACGAAUCGCUUUCUGACUUCGAUGAUGAACCCGAUUUUUCAGAAUAUAUGUGGAUGGAGAAUGAGGAAGAGUUCGAUAAGAACGAACUGCAACGAUUAGAAGAGGAAGAAAUAAUGCAAGAGUGCUUUGAAGCAAUGAUCGAGGAUGAGUUGGAAGAGCAAAUAAAUGAGUGGGAAAAAGCCAAAACGGAAGAACAGAACACGGCACUAUCUGCACUGCCUAAAACCCAAUGUAAUGUUGAGAAAUCUGUUCUUAAUCCCAUGGCCGAUGAAUUUGUACCACUUUGCCAUCAAAUAGAGUUUAUAGCCUCGUAAGCCCGGCCACAAAACAGUCUGAACAAAUCGAACCUCACACAACAGUGUUUCAGUUAGGAUGUCUGAAGCGCUACGGCAAUUCAAAUUCACAUAGCAAUAACUCGAUAAACGUUUCUAUACAUCAUAUAUUCCUCACUCUCGCCCAUGUCUCGCAAAAUAGUCCACAUUCAACCAGGCAACAGUGUAAAAAAAAAAACAUAAAAAAAAAUACUAUAAAACAAAAUUUCAAAAACGCGCACAGACACAACACACGUUAAGAUUACAUUAACCAACUCAACCGAAAUGCAAACGAAUACCAUAAACAAAAAAAAAAUUAUAAAAAAAAUUUAAAUCAAUACAAAAAAAGAAAAGAAAUGAAACGAAGAAAAUACCUUAACUUAAAUUACGCGUAUCAAAUAUCUCGUUUAACAAGACAAAUUUUUUGCUAUCUGGAUACAGACGUGCCGUGCUAAAGCUAGUGAAAACUUUCGUAUUAACGUACAAAAAACAAAAACUGAUGACUUUACACACGAUUACGAUUAAUUGUGCAUUGAAAAUUCUAUUUAGCGCUCCUAUUAAUCAUAAA